Messenger RNA from Biomphalaria glabrata, 1393 nucleotides. RefSeq lists its product as uncharacterized. The transcript has 12 exons. The coding region runs from base 53 to 1336 and encodes 427 amino acids. Lineage: Eukaryota; Metazoa; Mollusca; Gastropoda; Planorbidae. The record is from RefSeq and is a predicted model, not a curated record.
ACCAGACCUGUCCACGGAAUAUUACGUGACCAUAAUAGUUCGUAUACAGCAUAUGAUUUCCAUUCUGUUGGAUAACACUAAAAUAGCUGACAAAAACGAAUGGAUUAUUGUAAGAGCCAAUAACGUGACAUGGACAGUAACGCAUCUCAAGUUCAUUGAGCGCCAUAUUACCCAGCAUAGCUUGACCUCUCCUUCGUCGACAUUCGGCUGCUACCUCUAUGGCUUUACGUUGGGCACCGGACACAUGGAACCUUUAGGCUUCAUCGUCUCCCCACUGAAUCUGCCCUGCCAGGUCGAUACCUCAAACGAAACUGAAGUGCCCGUUGACGAUCUCCUUGACAACGACUGUGAUGGUUUUGUUGAUGAAGAGUUUUUAGAUGGCGUGGACAACGAUAAAGAUAGUCAGAUAGAUGAGGACACCAAUUCCUUCAAGGUGUUACGGGAAUACGAGCCUUGGUCGGAGUGGGCUUGUGGACGAGAUUGUAAUGACACUAGAAUGUAUAGAUACAGGGAAUGCAAGAAAGAUCUCCCGAACGUAAUUUGUCAGGGGGAGGCCACUCAAAGCAAACCAGAGGACUGCUAUAUCAACGGGAGAUGUCCCAGUCACACACCAGAGCGUUUCACAAAUUUGACCACGAUACAAACCACUCAAUCGAGCCAGAGUUGGUCUUCUGAGCGUUCGACAAAUGAGCUUACAAAGGAAACCACUCAACCGAGCAAGGCUUGGCCUUCUGAAACACAGGAGGCUACGACAGAAAUCACUCAUCCGAGGAUGCCAUGGUCAUUUGCCAAAGUCCAAUUUCUCUCUAAAUCGAUGCCAGUAGAGGGAGAGCAUGUAAGCCUACUUUGUACUGCAGCAGUCAUGGAUGUCCUCCCCCAGGGCGCUAAUUGUGUUGAUGUGCUGGAAGUGUCCUACUACGACCUCAAGACAGAUACAAACUUAAUACUCGCUGUGUACGGGAAAUCGAAAAAUAAAACUUUUAAAUUAAAGAACAUUAAAUGGUCGGUAACAAUGAGAGGAAUCGAUUACAGCAUUAACGGAGAGUGCAUGAACUUGUACACGGCGACCAUCACCUUGCGUACGCCCAAUAUCCAAGUAGAGCAGAGUGGACCUUACGCAUGUUUCAUAUUUACGUCUACUUCCGUUUGGCUACAUGAAGGGGCAACUCUGACUGUCCGACCUACAAAAAACACAUCAACAUUCGUUACAUGGUAUGAUGAAACAACUGGUAGAGUGAACAUAUCAAAAGCCAGACGUGCACAGUUCCACACAGGGGAUGUCAUCAAACUCAUAGCCCUCUUUGUCAUUUGCAUUUAUUUAAUAAAAACAGUGUAGAGAAUGAUUGAUUAGAAAAAUGUGAGAUCCCUUGAUUAAAUCUAUUUUAAUAAACCA